GAAAACGAACUCACCGUGGAAUCGAUUCUUGCUCAACGCGUGAAAAUGGCGUCCGGCGGCGGGAGUUCGAAGGAGGCGGCAGACAUGGACUUCAGGAGGAAAUGGGACCGCAGUGAAUACGAGAAGUUGGCUCAGAGACGCCUCGAUGAGGAGAGGGACAAGAGAACAGCGAAGCCGGUGGUGGCUGUGAAGAGGGAGCUGCUGCGUCACAGAGACUACAAAGUCGACCUCGAGUCUCGGCUCGGGAAGUCGAUCGUCAUCAGCAAGACGACGCCGCAGAGCGAGACUGGAGGCUACUACUGCAACGUCUGCGACUGCGUUGUCAAGGACUCCAUCAACUUCCUGGACCACAUCAACGGCAAAAAACACCAGAGAAACCUGGGCAUGUCCAUGCGAGUGGAGCGCUCGUCGCUGGACCAGGUGCGUUCGCGCUUCGAGCUCAACAAGCGGCGGCUGGAGGAGAAGCAGAAAGAGUUCCACUUCGAGGAGAGGCUCAAGGAGCUCAAGGAGGAGGAGGAGAGGCAGAAGGUGUUCCGGCGUGAGAAGCGCCGAAAGCGAACCGUCGAGCCGGACCCGGAUCUCUGCGCCGCCGGUCUUGAGGAGGAGGAGGGGGAGGGGGGAGGGGCGGGUGGGGGGGGUGCUGCCAACAUGGCCGCUGUCAUGGGCUUUGGCAGCUUCACCUCCACAAAGAAGUCGCACUGAGGCCGGCGUCCACCUCCUUGUCCACCUCCUCGUCCGUCUCCUCCUCGUCGCCCGCCUCGUCCGCCACCUUUACCUCGUCGUCCACCACCUCCGCCGGCGUCCACCUCAUCAGCGUCGUCAUCGAACUCGUGGCAUCCCCGUCGCCACCACCACGACUACAGCCACCAUCACGACCAACAACAACAACACCAGCAACAUCAACAGCAACACCACCAACAACACCACCAACAACAACACCACGACCAUCACCACCAUCGCCACCACCACUACAGCCACCAUCACGAUUAACAACAACAACACCAGCAACACCACCACUACAGCCACCAUCACGACCAACAACAACAACACCAACAACACCACCAACAACACCACCAACAACACCACCAACAACACCACGACCAUCACCACCAUCGCCACCACCACUACAGCCACCAUCACGAUUAACAACAACAACACCAGCAACACCACCACUACAGCCACCAUCACGAUUAACAACAACACCACCAGCAACACCACCAACAACACCACCAACAACACCACGACCAUCACCACCAUCGCCACCACCACUACAGCCACCAUCACGACCAACAACAACACCACCAUCGCCACCACCACUACAGCCACCAUCACGACCAACAACAACACCACCAACAACACCACCAGCAACACCACCAACAACACCACGACCAUCACCACCAUCGCCACCACCACUACAGCCACCAUCACGACCAACAACAACACCACCAACAACACCACCAGCAACACCACCAACAACACUACGACCAUCAACAACACCAACACCACGACCAUCAACACCACCACCACCGCCACUACGACCAACAACACCACCACCACGACCAUCAACACCACCACCACCGCCACUACGACCAUCAACACCACCACCACCGCCACUACGACCAACAACACCACCACCAACAACAACAUCACAACCACGACCAACACCACCACCGCCACAACCGCCACCAUUCUCCACUAAGUGACGGUGACGUCACCACGGCACCCCUUGUGCCAGGCUAGGUGCACCUUGAGGCUGCCACGUGAAGUGUCGAAGGCUCUCUGCUUUUGGCAGGAGGAGGUCACGGGACAGACCCAGGAGGUGCCACGGGUUGACUGCUGUGCCAGGCUAGGUGCAUGAGGAGGUCACGGGACAGACCCAGCAGGUGCCACGGGUUGACUGCUGUGCCAGGCUAGGUGCAGGAGGAGCUCACGGGACAGACCUAGCAGGUACCAUGGGUUUCCUGCUGCUGUGCCAGGCUAGGUGCAUGAGGAGGUCACGGGACAGACCCAGCAGGUACCAUGGGUUUCCUGCUGCUGUGCCAGGCUAGGUGCAUGAGGAGGUCACGGGACAGACCCAGCAGGUGCCAUUGGUCGACCGACUGAGAUGACCGGUAGAUGCACCACCAGCUGUGUACCCCCUGACUGUGCCAUCAACACCAUCACCUACAUCAUCAUCAUCAACUACAUCAUCAUCUCCAUCAUCAUGAUCAUAGCCGCCGUCAUUUAAAACCGUGUGUAAUAAACGACCUCCACCACGA
Lethenteron reissneri (Far Eastern brook lamprey) is the source of this 2258-nucleotide messenger RNA. It is a transcript of the gene ZMAT2, whose product is annotated as zinc finger matrin-type 2. The record is from RefSeq and is a predicted model, not a curated record. Lineage: Eukaryota; Metazoa; Chordata; Hyperoartia; Petromyzontiformes; Petromyzontidae. Gene Ontology annotation, biological process: mRNA splicing, via spliceosome. Gene Ontology annotation, cellular component: spliceosomal complex; U4/U6 x U5 tri-snRNP complex. Gene Ontology annotation, molecular function: nucleic acid binding; zinc ion binding.